Molecule: messenger RNA, 4871 nt
Organism: Sinocyclocheilus grahami
Lineage: Eukaryota; Metazoa; Chordata; Actinopteri; Cypriniformes; Cyprinidae
Product: T-lymphoma invasion and metastasis-inducing protein 1-like
Exons: 24
Coding region: 289-4734 (1481 amino acids)
Biological process (GO): activation of GTPase activity; small GTPase-mediated signal transduction
Cellular component (GO): plasma membrane; cytosol
Molecular function (GO): guanyl-nucleotide exchange factor activity; protein binding
Source: RefSeq, a predicted model, not a curated record
UCAUCACAUGGUUGGAGUGAGUGUGCUGUGGAGUUCUGAUAGACAAGAGACACAGAGACGUGCUGGAUUACAGCCAGUAAUUGGAGGAGACAUUACAUGUAUGAAAUAAGCAAGAAGACAUUCAAACCACUAAUGUUUGGAUACUUUAUUGAGGAACAACAACGGACCUAGGAUUUACCUCUGAGGGAAAACUGCCAUAGAGCUGAUCAGGACCAUGAGGUCAAUAAAUAAGAAUAUGGCUGUCUGGAAAUGCAUCUGAUCCACUGGUUCUGCCUCAGAAGUUAAACCAUGGGAAACAUAGAGAGCCAAAAUGGAGACCACGCCUACUAUGGUGAGGGGCAGGGCCACCUCUCACGAAAGCAUAUGACCCGAUCUCUUCGCAUCUCUAACAAGCAGUCUCGACGAUCACGUCACACCUCAUCCAGCAAGGCUGAAUACCGCAACUCUGAGACCAGCACAAAAUCCAGCAGCACCCCUUCCAUCCCACAAUCCCUGAGUGAAAAUGGCCUAGAACCUUUCAAUAAGAAUGUUUUGGAGGGCUAUGGGGGUACCAUUUGGGUGGACCGGAAGGCCAUGAACUUGCGGCCGAUGUCCUUCCACGACAACAUGGGGGAUCCAACCACCACACCAGGUUCUGAAGAUGGAGUGGAAAUGGACACAGUGGUGGCUGACGGUUGUGAUUAUGAAGGACUUUUCACAGGUGAGGACACAUAUCUGCAGAGGACCAGAGAUGGUCCUCAGGAAGGUGGCAGUUUCAAGAAGAAGCGCUCCAAAUCUGCUGAUAUGUGGAGAGAGGAUUCCAUGGAGUUUUCCCUGUCGGAUCUAAGCCAAGAGCAUCUGACAAGCACAGAAGAGAUUAUAGGGACAAAUGAGAAUGAAGACAAAAGCUUCACUAACUGUGGAGGACGCCAUCGCACCUCCAGCCCGCGGACACUUGAGUCUCACUCAGGAGAGAGAGCCAACUCUUUAGACGAACUUUGCACACAGAGACUACCUCCUCUUCGUGGCUCCCACCAUCUCUAUAACGGUCACAAUCCUGAGAGGACGGAGGGGGGCGUAAUGAACGGUGAGAUCUUGUCUCCUGCGGAGGAGGAAGGGAACGGAUAUGGAGCAUACACUCUUCCUUGUCGUCGUUCUCACUGCCUGUCGGAAGGACUGUCCAAUCACCAGACUACCAUCUGCUCACGUAUGCAGGGACGGCGUGCACAAACAACACAUGAUAUCACGGCCGGUGAGGGCAGUGAGUAUGGAGACAGCGGUAUUGACGGUGGUGCAGCUGAAGUCGAGCAUUCCUCACGCCGUUGCAAGACCAUGUCUGCGUCCUUCUCCGUCUACUCUACUGCUAGCGGAAGCAUCUUCGCGGGAAGCGACAGUGGCAGUAGCAGCGGAGGUGGAGGAGACCGUGAACGUCAACCGGGUGGAGAUCAAGGUGUAUACGAGAACUUCCGUCAGGAGCUGGACUUGAACUCCCGACAGACACGGGAAUGCCUCGAGGAGGCCGGUUCGGCAACUAGCGAUGAGAGGAGCAGUGGAACGCUAAGCUCCAUUUACCCCUCAGACAUUCUGCUUAGCAUGGUGCAGGGCACUGUGCGGAAGGCCGGCAUGCUGGCUGUGAAGAACUUCCUGGUGCACAAAAAGAAUAAGAGGGUGGAGCCAGCAGCAAAGAGGAAAUGGAAACAGUACUGGGUGUCACUCAAAGGAUGCACUCUGUUUUUCUACGAAACGGAUGGACGUUCAGGAAUUGACCACAACAGCAUCCACAAACAUGCAGUCUGGGUGGAGAACAGCAUGGUCCAGGCUGUCCCAGAACAUCCCAAGAAAGACUUUGUGUUUUGUCUGAGCAAUGCACUCGGAGAUGCCUUCCUCUUCCAGACAUCAGGUCAAACGGAGCUGGAAAACUGGAUAACCGCCAUCCACUCAGCCUGCGCCGCGGCCGUCGCCCGUCAGCACCACCAUGAAGACACGGUACGAUUGCUGCGCUCUGAGAUCAAGAAGCUUGAACAAAAGAUCGACAUGGAUGAGAAAAUGAAGAAGAUGGGCGAAAUGCAGCUCUCUGCCAUCACUGAUGGGAAGAAGAGGAAGACUAUCCUAGAGCAGAUAUUCCUCUGGGAGCAGAAUUUGGAGCAGUUUCAUAUGGACUUGUUCCGGUAUCGCUGUUACCUGUCCAGCCUGCAGGGCGGCGAGCUUCCAAAUCCAAAACGCCUACUCGCCGUUGCUUCCCGCCCCACCAAACUGUCCAUGGGUCGUCUUGGCAUUUUUUCAGUAUCAUCCUUCCAUGCCCUGGUGGCAGCGAGGACGGAUGGGGGAAUUCGGAGGCGUAACCAGGCCCUGUCUCGUUCCUCCAGUAAACGAAAGAGCCGUUUCUCCUCUCUGUGGGGUCUGGACACUACCUCGAAAAAGAAAACCAAAGGCAGACCCAGCAUCAACCAGGUGUUUGUAGAUGGUGAAGAGUCAGUUAAGAGGAAUCUCGAGCACAUGUUUGAGGACACUGCAAAGGAGACACUGAAGAACCAAGAGGGUUUGGUGAAAAGUCUCACCCAACACAAGACGGACAGUGAAGUUUGGGUCCCCGACUAUCUCACACCAUCCUGGGUCUCUUUACCUGAUGAUCGGCCUGUGUUGGCUAUCAUACAGCCGGGGGAGACGACCAUGGAGGCCCUGGAGGCACUGUGCAAGGCUCACAGACUAGAACUUUCCAAGCACUAUAUACAGCUGAAGUUCCUCAUUGACAAUCAAGUGCAAUUGUACGUCCCCAAGCCUGAGGAGGACCUCUGUGACCUGCUCUACAAAGAAAUCGAAAUUUGUGCCAAGAGAACCAAAGUCCUCCAGUUUGACAGAGAUGAGUCCUGUGCCAUAGGCUACGGUUUCUCAGUGGCAGUAGUAGAGGAGGACGGAGGCCAACAGCUUCAUAUCACUGAUGUGAAAGCUGGAGGUCUGGCAUUUGCCAAAGGUCUGCGAGCAGGUGAUGAGAUUCUGAAAUUGAACAGUAAGCUGGCGAGUGUGUUGGAGCUAGCUGACAUGCAGACUGCGUUUUCUUUGCCCUCUCUCACCCUGACUGUCAGCACACUGUCUGCUACCGAUCCUCACCAGCUGUGCCAGAUGCCUCCCCACCGAUCGGACGGGGCGCAGGACGUCUGCACUGACAUCUUCUCCCAGAGUCAGGAGGACAUCCUGGAUGAAAGUCUUGUCCUGGUGCUGCACAGCCCUGAUGUCACAGGCGACGACAGGGUAAGCCUAAUGGCUGAGAGCCCUGCUGACAGCCUAGAGGAUGAAACGGGCUCAGCACACAAGAGUACAGAGCAGAUGACUGCUUUCUGCCGCAACCUUCAUGAUAUGAAUUCCACAGAGGGACCCAUUUCCUGUUCCUCGUUUUCCUCCACAUCUUCUUCCUCUUCAUCCUGUGUGCCCAGCCCCAUCUCACCCCUGCCUGUUCCCUUUACCCCCCGCCAGCUCUCUGAUGCUGAUAAACUCCGUAAGGUCAUCAGUGAGCUGGUGGACACUGAGAGGACCUAUGUUAAGGACCUGAACAUUUUGAUAGAGCGCUACCUGAACCCCCUGCAGAAGGAGAGCUUCCUCUCACAGGAUGAGCUAGAUGUGCUUUUUGGAAACUUGGCGGAGAUGGUUGAGUUCCAAGUGGAGUUUCUGAAAACUCUGGAAGAUGGAACCAGAUUAGUUCCUGAUUUAGACAAACUGGAGAGAGUGGAUCAAUUCAAGAAAGUUCUGUUUUCUCUUGGUGGAUCCUUCCUGUACUAUGCGGACCGUUUUAAGAUCUACAGUGCAUUUUGUGCCAGCCACACAAAGGUCCCAAAGGUCCUUACUAAAGCUAAAACAGACCAAGAGUUCAAGGCGUUUCUGGCUGAGAGGAACCCAAGGCAACAGCACUCCUCCACGCUAGAGUCCUACCUGAUCAAACCCAUUCAGAGAGUCUUAAAAUAUCCACUACUCCUAAGGGAGCUUCACUCUCUCACCGACCCUGACAGUGAGGAGCAUUACCACCUGGAUGAUAAGCAGUUCACUCAGACUGUUUAUCAGUGCUUGUCAGUCUCUCCAGAGAGUAAAAAAGACUUCCUGAAGACGGUUCAUUCUAUCCUGAGGGACAAACAACGUCGUCAGUUAAUGAAAACUGAGAGUUUACCUCCAAAUCAGCAGUAUAUUCCCUUCGGAGGAAAGCGGCUUUGUGCGCUAAAGGGUUCACGACCCACUAUGAACAGAGCGGUUUCAGCCCCAUCUCGAACCCUCGGCCGCCGGAAGCUGAUCCGUAAUCGUUUCACCAUAGACACGAGUGUGAUUUUCGAUGACGGCUCGUCCCAGGACCUGUCACCCAUCACCCCGACAGAGCCCCCGCUGUCUUCGCUCCAGAAGCCCCAGCAGGCCAUCCGAGAGACGGAUCGCUGGGUGGAGGAUCAGUUUGACCUACAGCACUACGAAAACCAGGAUGACGUGAAGGAGACCGACAUCCUCAGCGACGACGAUGAGUACUGCCAAUCCGUCCGGGGCCCUUCCUCUGAUCCGAGUCUGGAGGAGUCUUUAGAGGCCCUCUCAGUGGAAGGAGACGAAGACAAGGGUCUCAAUGGACUUUCGGAGGACAAACCUCCAACAUCCCACGCCCCCCUGAAGCUUACCCUCCUGAGAAAGCAGUGUGCGGUGGAGGGUGUCGCUUCUGAGAGGGACUGUGAGGUUAUCUGGGUUCGCAGGGACGAUUUAAAAAACGGCUGCAACAGCGACAUCUUCUGAGCGAAGAGUGUGACGUUUUGUUUUAUAGACUUGUGGGAGAAUAAGGCAGAAAGCUACUGAGUCCAAGCCUUCACAGACACGAUGCACUGACAAUCCUACUGAAAGCCAGAACUGAAGAACUUGCACCAUUAAAAAAA